Messenger RNA from Lepisosteus oculatus (spotted gar), 2805 nucleotides. The record is from RefSeq and is a predicted model, not a curated record. NCBI's taxonomy places the organism in Eukaryota, Metazoa, Chordata, Actinopteri, Semionotiformes, Lepisosteidae.
GUGUCAAAUAUUGAUAUGGUUGGGUUAAGAGGAACCUUGGUGACCUGUCAUUUGUUUCCCUUCCUGCAGUAUGGGCGGUCGGACAGUUACCGCGUGGCUACCACGCAGGGGGACAAGGAUGAGAAGGACUCCCCCAAGAAGAAGAACAAGGCCAAGGACUUGGACGAACUGAAGAAGGAAGUGCCCCUGACGGAACACAAGAUGUCUGUGGAGGAGGUGUGCCGGAAAUACAACACAGACAUCGUCCAGGGUCUCACCCUGGCCCGCGCCGCUGAGGUCCUGACCCGGGACGGGCCCAACGCCCUGACGCCGCCCCCGACCACCCCCGAGUGGGUGAAGUUCUGCCGCCAGCUCUUUGGGGGCUUCUCCAUCCUGCUCUGGAUCGGCGCCAUCCUCUGCUUCCUGGCCUACGGCAUCCAGGCAGCCACUGAGGACGAGCCCGCCGGGGACAAUCUGUACCUGGGCAUCGUGCUGUCCGCCGUGGUCAUCAUCACCGGCUGCUUCUCCUACUACCAGGAGGCCAAGAGCUCCAAGAUCAUGGAGUCCUUCAAGAACAUGGUGCCUCAGCAAGCCCUGGUGAUCCGCGAGGGAGAGAAGAUGCAGAUCAACGCGGAGGAGGUGGUGGCUGGAGACCUGGUGGAGGUGAAGGGGGGAGACAGAGUGCCUGCUGACCUCCGCAUCGUCUCCGCGCACGGCUGCAAGGUGGAUAACUCCUCCCUCACUGGCGAAUCAGAGCCCCAGACCCGGUCACCUGACUGUACCCAUGACAACCCCCUGGAGACACGGAACAUUGCCUUCUUCUCAACCAACUGUGUGGAGGGCACAGCCCGCGGGAUUGUCGUCGCCACGGGCGACCGCACGGUGAUGGGCCGCAUCGCCACUCUGACGUCGGGGCUGGAGACGGGCAAGACCCCCAUCGCCAAGGAAAUCGAGCACUUCAUCCACCUGAUCACGGGCGUGGCCGUCUUCCUGGGCAUCACCUUCUUCAUCCUGUCCAUUGUGCUGGGCUACAGCUGGCUCGAGGCCGUCAUCUUCCUCAUCGGCAUCAUUGUCGCCAACGUGCCUGAGGGACUGCUGGCUACAGUCACUGUGUGUCUGACUCUCACAGCGAAGAGGAUGGCUCGGAAGAACUGCCUGGUGAAGAACCUGGAGGCCGUGGAGACUCUGGGCUCCACCUCCACCAUCUGCUCUGACAAGACCGGCACCUUGACCCAGAACCGCAUGACUGUGGGUGCUAUUGUAGCAGUGACAGGGGAUGGAGUGAACGACUCUCCAGCCCUGAAGAAAGCUGACAUCGGUGUUGCCAUGGGGAUCGCAGGUUCGGACGUCUCCAAGCAGGCAGCUGACAUGAUCCUCCUGGACGACAACUUUGCCUCCAUCGUGACCGGAGUGGAGGAAGGACGUCUGAUCUUUGACAACCUGAAGAAGUCCAUCGCCUACACCUUGACCAGCAACAUCCCUGAGAUCACUCCCUUCCUGCUGUUCAUCAUGGGUAACAUCCCCCUGCCCCUGGGCACCAUCACCAUCCUGUGUAUCGACCUGGGCACCGACAUGGUCCCUGCUAUCUCUCUGGCGUACGAGGCAGCGGAGAGUGACAUCAUGAAGAGACAGCCCCGCAACCCCCGCACAGACAAGCUGGUGAACGAGCGGCUGAUCAGCAUGGCCUACGGACAGAUAGGAAUGAUCCAGGCGCUGGGCGGCUUCUUCAGUUACUUCGUCAUCCUGGCAGAGAACGGCUUCCUGCCCUCCCAGCUGGUGGGCAUCCGGCUGAACUGGGACGACCGGACCAACAACGACCUGGAGGACAGCUACGGCCAGCAAUGGACCUAUGAGCAGAGGAAGAUCGUGGAGUUCACCUGCCACACGGCCUUCUUUGUCAGUAUCGUGGUGGUGCAGUGGGCCGAUGUCAUCAUCUGUAAAACACGCAGGAACUCUGUCUUCCAGCAGGGCAUGAAGAAUAAGAUCUUGAUCUUUGGGCUCUUUGAGGAGACAGCUCUUGCAGCCUUCCUGUCCUACUGCCCUGGGAUGGAUGUGGCACUCAGGAUGUACCCCUUAAAGCCCAGCUGGUGGUUCUGUGCGUUCCCCUACAGCUUCCUCAUCUUCGUGUACGAUGAGAUCCGGAAACUCAUCCUGCGCAGGAACCCUGGAGGCUGGGUGGAGAAGGAGACCUACUAUUAAAUCAACAAACCUGUUCGAACCCACCCCCCCCUCUCCGACCCCCCCGUCUCUCUCUCUCCCCCCCCCAGACUCUCACAGCCCCCCGCGGGCGGACUCUCCCCCAGGACCCGCCACGCCGCUGCCCCCUGUCUGGGGUGGGGGGGCCAUCAUUUUUAUUAUUCGGAUCGUUCUUGUGCGGUAUUCUUUCGGGGCGUGGAGUGAGAGCUAUGUUCCUCUUCCACUCGACAUGACGAAGCACACCCCUCGACCCCCUCGUCCGCCGUCUGUGUGCGCUGUGUGCAUCUCCCCCCCCCGCCCUCCUCUUCCUCCCCCCCUCCUCGGUGAAGAUCAGUCUUUCUCUGUGUUCUAGGAAAACAAAAUCUAUUUCUCUCCGGGUUUAAUCAAAGAAUUUCAAAACGAAAAUAACUUAUCGAGAAUCGCAAAAGAAAGAGUCUUUCUUUUCCUCUGUUGGGUCCCCCGCCUUCUGUGGGCGCUGUGCAGGAAGAAGGGCUCUGGGCUCCGGGCCCAGCCCGGCCCGGCCCAGCCCUGAGCCCGUCUCCGCCAGCCCGAGGCAGCGCGUGAGGGAAGAGCUGUCGCACAGAAGCGGAUCCAACGCCAAUAAACAUCUAGAACAUUUAAUACAACCGA